This is a messenger RNA of Euleptes europaea (tarantolino), 1058 nucleotides long. RefSeq names its product G protein-coupled receptor 157 (gene GPR157). Lineage: Eukaryota; Metazoa; Chordata; Lepidosauria; Squamata; Sphaerodactylidae. Gene Ontology annotation, molecular function: G protein-coupled receptor activity. The coding region runs from base 1 to 1014 and encodes 337 amino acids. The record is from RefSeq and is a predicted model, not a curated record. The transcript has 4 exons. Gene Ontology annotation, biological process: cell surface receptor signaling pathway; adenylate cyclase-activating G protein-coupled receptor signaling pathway. Gene Ontology annotation, cellular component: plasma membrane.
AUGCCGCCGUCCCGCGCUGGGGCCACGGAGGUGUUCCCCUGGGAGCGCGCGGCGGUGCUGGCGUCGUGCGCGCUGUCGGCGGCGGGCUCGGGGCUGCUGGUGGGGACGCACGCCCGGUGGCCCGAGCUGCGCACCCGCCCGCGCCAGCUGCUGCUCUACCUGUCGCUGGCCGACCUGCUCUCGGCCGCCGCCUACUUCUACGGCGCGCUGGAGGCCUUCGAGGGACCCUCGGGGGGCUGCGUGGCGCAGGGCGCGCUCUCCGCCUUCGCCAACACCAGCUCCUUCUUCUGGACCCUGGCCGUCGCCCUCUACCUCUACCUCGCCAUCGUCCGCGCCGCCCCCGCCGGCGCCGCCCUCCUCGCCCUCUUCCACGCCGUCAGUUGGGGAGUUCCUCUUGGUAUCACGGUGGCGGCCGUUGCCCUGAAGAAGAUUGGGUAUGAUGCCUCCGAUGUCUCUGUUGGCUGGUGCUGGAUCGACAUCGAGGCGGAGGAUCGGGUCCUUUGGAUGCUGUUGGCAGGAAAGCUGUGGGAGAUCCUGGCCUACUUUACCUUGCCCAUCUUCUACAUCCUUAUAAGAAAGCACAUCAGCCGAGCGCACGCAGCGCUCUCCGAAUACCGCCCCAUUUUGUCGAGGACCCCGGCUUUCCAGCCAAGAACCUCAAUAGCAGACAAGAAAUUGAUCCUGAUCCCGGUGAUCUUCAUCUUUCUCCGCAUCUGGAGCACCGUCCGAUUCGUGCUGACCCUCUGCGGUUCCCCUUCAGUUCAGAACCCAGUUCUAGUGGUCCUUCAUGGCAUCGGGAACACGUUCCAAGGAGGCGCCAACUGCAUUAUGUUCGUAUUUUGCACCCGGGUGGUCCGGAACAAGCUCUUUUCUUGCCUGUGCUGCCGGCGAGACAGCGGCCUGGAUCCUUCUCUUCCUAGCCCGGAGGACUGCCGCCAGAACCAUGUGGCGUUCCCCAAGGACUGGGAAUCACCAGACAGCGAGUGGGACAGAGCAGAACUGUCAAGUACCUGAGCUUCAGAACAUCCUCAUCUUGAAGAAGGACGUGGCCUUACCCA